Molecule: messenger RNA, 546 nt
Organism: Echinostoma caproni
Lineage: Eukaryota; Metazoa; Platyhelminthes; Trematoda; Plagiorchiida; Echinostomatidae
Source: the annotation of a GenBank genome assembly
UCUCCCAGCCCGCAGCUGCGUCGCUCUUUGAAACCACCACCUCCCCCUUCGUUAAAUGAUGUAGCUUCAAACGAACCAGACAUAAAGCGUCCUCGUACAAAUGCCGAAAUUCCUUCACCAGCUUCAGUUUUAUCAUCAGAGAUUCCUCAGUUUAGUGGAGAUUCCUUGGUUCGCCAGCCGGUUGCUGGUCCAUCUCAGACUGAGAUUGAUGAAGAAGAAGAUGGUCUUCCGACCACUGUUGGAGCAAGCGAAGUGAAUGAAUCCACCAUUCGUCGUCUGGCCCUUCUACUCGAAAAGCGUGCCUUGGCUAACCAAGAAGCUCGAACAAAGUUUCCAGAUCAACCAAAGCGCUUUAUGCAGUCGGAAGUGGACCUCCAGGAAACCUUAGAGGAAAUGCAAGUAAGUGCGGCAUUUCUAUUUCGGCUCGGCUUUGUCUUUCCAUCGUCUCAUUUUCCAAUUAAUUACUCAAAAUUCAAACAGAAAUUGGCCUUGUUUUUUUUAUCAAGUCAGUGUUUUGUUCCCAUCCUUGAAUCAAAUAAUACGUAA